CUGCUCAGCCACCUCGCAGGGGUCCUGGUUCGGCGCGGAGGCCCGUUGCCGUACAGCAUGGCGGCGCUGUGGCGGAGGCGGGAGCGUCUCCGGCGAGUGUUGGGGCUGUGCCGUACGGUACGAGCCCUCUCAGGUACGGGGCGCCCGCUGGGCUCGGGACCGGCAGAGGCCGCGCCUCAGCCUUUCCUCGCGGGAAGCGGGCUGCCGUCUUCUCCUGACGCCUACAGCGGGUGGGGAGGGUUCCCCGAGCCCUUUCCCACCACCCAGACGCGGGGAGAGGCCCGCGGACGCCUUACUUGAGCGACCGCUGUGGGGACCGGAGACUGCCGCCCUCCCCGGAGGCGCCACUCUCCUCCCUCAGCUGCCGAGGCGGGGAAAGGAGUAUGAUCUUCUGGUAGUUGGUGGAGGGUCUGGAGGCCUUGCUUGUGCAAAAGAAGCUGCUCAGUUUGGAAGGAAAGUAGCUGUUUUGGAUUAUGUGGAACCUUCUCCACAAGGAACCAAAUGGGGACUUGGUGGAACUUGUGUGAAUGUUGGCUGCAUUCCUAAAAAGCUUAUGCAUCAAGCAGCCCUUUUAGGGAGUGCCCUUAAAGAUGCCCAACACUAUGGCUGGAAUAUUGCCCAACCUGUUCAUCAUACCUGGUCUCUUAUGGCACAAGCUGUUCAGAAUUAUGUGAAAUCCUUGAACUGGGGACACAGAGUACAACUGCAAGACAAGAAGGUGAAAUAUUUCAACAUGAAAGGGAGUUUUUCUGAUCCGUAUACGAUCCGUGGUUUAACAAAAGCAGGUAAAGAGACUAUUGUUACUGCAGAAAAUAUUGUCAUUGCUACUGGAGGAAGACCAAAAUAUCCUACGCAUAUUGCAGGUGCACUGGAGUAUGGAAUUACAAGUGAUGAUCUGUUCUGGUUAAAAACAUCUCCUGGAAAAACGUUGGUUGUUGGAGCCAGCUAUGUUUCGCUUGAGUGUGCUGGUUUUCUAACAGGCAUUGGAUUGGACACUACAGUCAUGAUGAGAAGUAUCCCACUUCGUGGGUUUGAUCAGCAAAUGGCAUCUUUAGUAACGGAGCACAUGGAAUCUUACGGCACAAAAUUUUUAAAGAGAUGUUUCCCAACCAAAGUUAAAAGAUUGGAGGGCAACAGAUUGCAAGUGACCUGGAAAAACACUGACCUGGGCACAGAAGAAACCGAUUCCUUUGACACAGUGAUGUGGGCAGUAGGCCGAGCCCCUGACACUGAAACUCUCAAUUUGGAGACAGUUGGAGUGAAAACUAAUUCUGAAACUGGAAAGAUCAUUGUUGAUGCCAGUGAAGCUACUUCUGUUCCUCACAUUUAUGCAAUUGGAGACAUAACAGAGGGCCGUCCUGAAUUAACACCCACAGCAAUAGCUGCAGGAAAACUGCUGGCUCAGCGUCUUUUUGGACAGUCUUCAGAAUUGAUGGACUAUGACAAUGUACCUACUACAGUUUUCACUCCCUUGGAAUAUGGUUGUGUUGGACUGUCGGAAGAAACAGCUGUGCGCUGUUAUGGAUCAGAUAAUAUUGAGGUAUACCAUGCGUAUUAUAAACCUUUAGAGUUUACAGUGGCUGAAAGAGAUGCAACUCAAUGCUAUAUGAAAGUGGUGUGCUUACGAGAGAGAGAGCAACGAAUACUUGGCCUUCAUUUCAUUGGACCAAAUGCGGGCGAAGUUAUUCAAGGAUUUGCUCUUGGAAUCAAAUGUGGUGCUACGUAUCCUCAACUAAUGAAGACAGUUGGCAUUCACCCUACCUGUGCUGAAGAAAUUACCAAGUUGCACAUUACAAAGCGUUCUGGCUUGGAUGCAACAGUCACAGGCUGCUGAGGUUAAAUACCAUCCCUGGAAAGAAGGAAAAAAAUCACAAAAUAUAUUUGUAAAGAAAAGGGGCACUUAGAGUUGAAACAAUUUUAAUGGUUUGAGUUCCAGGAAUCUUUCUUGUUCUCCUGGUAGACAACUUUUUCUUACAGCCAGACAAAGAAAUUGUUCUUGCACCAUCACAGUUCUAAAACCAAUGCAGUCCUGCUAUACCAAAUUUCUCUCUUUCAAACAGUCUGUAACUCUUCUUUUGCUGUGAGCUAGGGAAUAAUCACAUACAUAAUUGAAGCCAGUGACAUCUAAGGCCAUCUAAAAAUUAAACAGUUUUCAUUUGACUUUCUCUGUUGGCAUGAGUGACUGCCAACAAAGCUGUCUCACAUAAUGUUCAUAUAGAUGCUAGGAAUCAGACAGGGCCUACCUUAGAACUUUGGUGAUGAUACUUUCUCCUUCUUUCUCCUUAAAUACUUGGACAAGUCAUUACCAAUCCUAAUUUUGAACACUGAGACUGUACUCAUGAGUAAAAGAAAAUCCUCAGAGUAUAUAACAAUGGGUAAGCAGCCAUGCUUGGGGUUUUUUUCUUUAUAAUGUAGUAUGUACAGGAAUUUAAUAGAAAAUCACUUAUCACCGAAGCUGUUCUGCUACUGGAUGAAUCCCAAUGGAUUAAUCAGUGGCAGCCUGGUCAUAACAUUAUGGUGUUGACUGAGAAUGAAUGAGCUCAGAGGUGCUAAAGAGUUGAAUUUUACAGUGAGUUCUCUGCCUAUUUUUGAAAUUUCUAAUGCAGUUCAGUUCAAAUUAAAUUGACAUAUCUCGCAAAUUACUGCUUGAACACCAUAUAUUAAACAAUGCUGACAAGUAGAAUCAAAACCACUAAUAAUUCAACUCAUGAAGCAUUUUUUGUUUUAUAGAAUGCAGAAAUCUGGCUGACACAGUAAUACAUUCUGUUGGUUUGUUUUUAAGAUUUUCUCACUGAUGAGCUGGAUAUUACAUCUGAAUGGAUUUAGGUCUGGCUUUAAUAAAAUAUGUUAAUGAAGGGAACUACAUUAAACAGUGAUCUAGAAAAGAAAUGGUCCUGCUCAGAACAAAGAUAGAAAAUAAUCUGCAAACUUUUUUUUUUUUUUUUUUGAGUAUCAGCCAGGGUAAAAAAGCAUUAAUCUGUUCCAAAUUUCUGCUUAUUUUCCUGCUAUCCAGAAGGGGGAGAUGCUGGCUAAUUUGUGGCAA
Athene cunicularia (burrowing owl) is the source of this 3043-nucleotide messenger RNA. RefSeq names its product thioredoxin reductase 2 (gene TXNRD2). Bases 554 to 1834 code for a protein of 426 amino acids. NCBI's taxonomy places the organism in Eukaryota, Metazoa, Chordata, Aves, Strigiformes, Strigidae. Gene Ontology annotation, molecular function: thioredoxin-disulfide reductase (NADPH) activity; glutathione-disulfide reductase (NADPH) activity; flavin adenine dinucleotide binding. Gene Ontology annotation, cellular component: cytosol; mitochondrion. The transcript has 17 exons. Gene Ontology annotation, biological process: cell redox homeostasis; cellular response to oxidative stress; glutathione metabolic process. The record is from RefSeq and is a predicted model, not a curated record.